AUCUCCAUUACGCAAGCUAUCCACACCGCAGAGCUCAUUGCGUGGCUGUGACGAUGGUUUGGCCGCUUACGUUAAAGCUUCACUCUCCGGUCUCCAUAUCAAACGGGUGGAGGAGGAGCGGCGCGGGACGAUGAACCGAGGCCGGAAACCAGCCCACGUCCCUCGUCUUCCUCCUCUAAUGAUCUCUUUGAACGAAGCGCGCAAUCUAAGCGUCCCGUCCUUGCAUGAUGCCGGCCGCUUGGGUUCGGAGCAUAGGCAGUCUCGUGCGGUCCAACAGGCGCAGGGCCGCUCUCAGACCCGCCAUCGUCCUCUCCAGCCUCGACAGCAGAAACACUCCCACCAAAUCUUCCGCGCAAAAUUCCCUUCCAAGGCCCGACAAGAGCUCCUCUCGCGUCUCUGCUGCCCCGAGCACGCUCACGGAAAUGGAUCCGAUGGAGCGGCUGACUUCGGGGUUCCAGCGCUUCAAGAAGGAGGUCUACGAUUCAUGGUGUUUGCGUGCGCGGAUUCUCGUGUGUGCCCGUCCGUGGUGCUCGACUUCCAGCCCGGGGAGGCCUUCACCGUCCGCAACAUUGCCAACAUGGUCCCUCCGUAUGACCAGACGAGAUACUCCGGGGUUGGGGCUGCCAUCGAGUACGCCGUCCUCCAUCUCAAGGUUGAGAACAUUGUGGUGAUCGGCCACAGUCGUUGCGGUGGAAUUAAGGGGCUUAUGUCUAUCAAAGAAGAUGGCACCAGAAGCAGUGCCUUCAUAGAGGACUGGGUGAAGGUCUGCUUGCCAGCAUUGGAGAAGGUGAAAGCAAAUCACUCAGCCUUGCCCUUCGAGGAUCAAUGCACCCAUUGCGAAAAGGAGGCAGUGAACGUCUCUCUCCACAACCUGAAGACGUAUCCCUUCGUCAAAGAUGGACUGGAGAAGAAAACACUGAAACUGAUCGGGGCACAUUACAACUUCGUUGCCGGCAGCUUUGAUAUCUGGGAGGUAUGAACCGGAGGCUUAAAGGAGCUCUCAUUGUUGUCGUGCCAGCAUGCGCUUAACUCGGGGUUCUAACAUGGCAAUGUACCGUUCAUCGUUGUACCUUGUUUUCCUUGGAAAAGAAACAUCAACAUGUAUGCAAAAUUCAUCUGUGAUCUGAUAUGGAAGUCUAGCAAGAACAGUUCCCGACAA
This is a messenger RNA of Musa acuminata AAA Group (dessert banana), 1159 nucleotides long. Its product is annotated as carbonic anhydrase 2-like. Lineage: Eukaryota; Viridiplantae; Streptophyta; Magnoliopsida; Zingiberales; Musaceae. The coding region runs from base 131 to 979 and encodes 282 amino acids. Gene Ontology annotation, molecular function: carbonate dehydratase activity; zinc ion binding. Gene Ontology annotation, biological process: carbon utilization. The transcript has 7 exons. The record is from RefSeq and is a predicted model, not a curated record.